Messenger RNA from Dicentrarchus labrax (European seabass), 1797 nucleotides. RefSeq names its product ddb1 and cul4 associated factor 17 (gene dcaf17). Gene Ontology annotation, biological process: protein ubiquitination. The transcript has 14 exons. NCBI's taxonomy places the organism in Eukaryota, Metazoa, Chordata, Actinopteri, Moronidae. The coding region runs from base 1 to 1539 and encodes 512 amino acids. The record is from RefSeq and is a predicted model, not a curated record. Gene Ontology annotation, cellular component: Cul4-RING E3 ubiquitin ligase complex.
AUGUGUGACCGGCUGAUGGCGCCGUGCCGGAGGGAAACAACCUUUAACGCCACCGAGCUGUUGAGUCGGAGGAGCAGAGGUUUCAGGGAUGCUGGGACCAUUAUCAGACACAAUAUGAGGGUCCUCAGAGCUCUGCUCCUCCAGGACAACAGGGUUUUCAUGAAAGUAUGGAGCAAGACCUCAAAAUCCACAAUAAUGUAUGAGAAUGGUAAAAUCUACUUUGAGAAUUACCAGAACUGCUACAACUGUGUUCAUUCAGAGCCUCAAGUUCUAUACAGAUUGCCUAAAAGGUCGAAACUGGAGAAAUUUGAGGAUGCCUUGCUGUGUCAGAGCCCACUUGACAAAACAUUAUCCUCCCCCUCUGAUCAUAAACCCAGCCUCUUGGCUCUGACAGCCAAUAACUGGCUGUAUCGCCUUUCAGCUGAAACGGGAGAAGAGCUGCAGAGAGUUUACCUCUCUCCAAACCAUAAAUUCAGGUAUCUUGGCUGGGAUGUUUCUCAAGAGAUGUUUUAUGUUAAAUCUGUUCAAAACAAAGAAACAUCUUUAGAACGACAGGCAGGUAUCACUCAGAAUACAGUGAUGCACCUGGCCAUCUUUCAUGUUUUCCCUUUGCAAGUUGUGGGCAUUUUGGAGAUCAACAAAAAGGUGUUUGGAAAUGGUGUUACCGAUGUGGUUCUGUCUCAGGGUGUCCUUGUGUUGUCUUACAGCAACAAGUCAGUGAAGCUGUACAGCUUUGAGCACAUAAUCCAAAGGUACUUGGCAGAGAAGUUAACACUUGGAAAGCAAAGUUCGCUUCUUGGAGGCAAAACAGUGGGAGAUGUCCCAUUUGGUAUUCCAGUAAACAUCCAGAUCACAGAUUGCCCUCCAGUGCUUUUCGAGGUGUCAUGCUCUAAUAACAGUAUCCAGAUUGGCGGCUACCCAUGGCACUACAUCUAUACACCCCCACAUAAAAAUCACAAGGGGACCCACCACAUCUGUUCACUCAAGGACAGCACCAUGGCAACAAACGGAAUACAAAACAUGAGCUGCUGCUCACUAGAGAGCGAUGGCAUCUUCUUCCACCCUGACGACUCAGGAAGAAUCAUUCAUGUUGGACCUACCAACAUAAAUGUCCUAAAGAUCCUCGGUGAACUGAACAGUGGGUUGCCAUCAAAGGUAGUUGAGGAUUACUCUAUGGCGACCCAUCGAAACAACACUCCCACCUCACAAGUCACUGUAACCUCAUCGGGCCGCACAGUGAAGAGAAGAUUUCAUCAGCUGGAUGAUGACCCAGAUCAAGAGACUUUCCGUAUGGUGGAAUAUGAGGAUGAGCUGGACCUUCUGGCAGUAGUGGUAACUAAUGGUGAGGAGGGAGAAGGAAGAGCCCACAUCCGACUGCACGACAACCAGAACGGGAAGUUACUGCGGACGGUUGAUCUGGUUGAGCCUUGGGAUGAGACUUACCGACACGAGUUGUUCUUUGACAAAGACACAAUUGUUCAUGUUGAACAAAAGAACACCAACUUUUGCUGCCACGUUUACAAACUCUGCUGCCAGUAAUUGAACGAAUGAAGCUCAUGGAAAGCAUUUAUUUUUAUAAAGACUGUGUACAUAUUUGUUUCCAACUUUGUGCAGCUGUUCUGUAAAUCUCAUAAUGCUGUUCACAUCUGGAUCACUGUGUCAUUAUUUCUUUGGUGUGAUUUACACUUGAUAAUAAAGUCUGCACUGUAUUACUGUUAACCAUCUUCUGUCUGACACCUAUAAAUGUUUAUUUUCACUGUUUUGUAUUCAAUUAAAAUGUUCUAUUUUUCCAAGUUA